Cebus imitator (Panamanian white-faced capuchin) is the source of this 2211-nucleotide messenger RNA. RefSeq names its product neuromedin U receptor 2 (gene NMUR2). The record is from RefSeq and is a predicted model, not a curated record. Bases 315 to 1526 code for a protein of 403 amino acids. Gene Ontology annotation, molecular function: neuromedin U receptor activity. NCBI's taxonomy places the organism in Eukaryota, Metazoa, Chordata, Mammalia, Primates, Cebidae. Gene Ontology annotation, biological process: G protein-coupled receptor signaling pathway. Gene Ontology annotation, cellular component: plasma membrane. The transcript has 4 exons.
UCUCUGCCUCCUCCUCUGCUCCCUGACACGAAGCCAGCAAUCCCCUCUUCUAGUGCAGCCUGACACUCUCAUUGGCACUCAGCCUGCCGAAGGGAGGGGCUUGUGUCUCGGCGGCUCUUCAGAAAGGAUCGCGGUCCAGGCAGCCUAACCUUGAGGCUGAAACAGUGUCUCCCAGCCUCCCUCACUGAGCCUGUGCUUUUCCUGAUUGCUGUCUGUCUCUCUCUUUCUCUCUCUCUCUUUUCUUCUUUUUUUCUCGUUUCUUGCUCAGCCUGAAACAGAGCCUUGUAUCGGGGAAGCUCAGGUCUUGAAUUUUGAUGUCAGGAAAGGAAAAACUUCAGAAUGCUUCCUGGAUCCACCAGCAGAAACUGGAAGAUCCAUUCCAGAAACACCUGAACAGCACUGAGGAGUAUCUGGCCUUCCUCUGCGGCCCUCGGCGCAGCCACUUCUUCCUCCCCGUAUCUGUGGUGUACGUGCCGAUUUUUGUGGUGGGGGUCAUUGGCAAUGUCCUGGUGUGCCUGGUGAUUCUGCAGCACCAGGCUAUGAAGACACCCACCAACUACUACCUCUUCAGCCUGGCGGUCUCUGAUCUCCUGGUCCUGCUUCUUGGAAUGCCCCUGGAAGUCUAUGAGAUGUGGCGCAACUACCCCUUCUUGCUUGGGCCCGUAGGCUGCUACUUCAAGACGGCCCUCUUUGAGAUCGUGUGCUUUGCCUCCAUCCUCAGCGUCACCACGGUCAGCGUGGAGCGCUACAUGGCCGUCCUACACCCAUUCCGCGCCAAGCUGGAGAGCACCCGGAGCCGGGCCCUCAGGAUCCUCGGCUUCGUCUGGGGCUUCUCUGUGCUCUCCUCCCUGCCCAACACCAGCAUCCACGGCAUCAAGUUCCACUACUUCCCCAAUGGGUCCCUGAUCCCAGGCUCAGCCACCUGUACAGUCAUCAAGCCCAUGUGGAUCUACAAUUUCAUCAUCCAGGUCACCUCCUUCCUAUUCUACAUCCUUCCCAUGACUGUCAUCAGUGUCCUCUACUACCUCAUGGGGCUCAGACUAAAGAAAGACAAAUCUCUUGAGGCAGAUGAAGGUACCGUAAAUAUUCAAAGACCCUGCAGAAAACCAGUCACCAAGAUGCUGUUUGUCUUGGUCUUAGUGUUUGCUAUCUGCUGGGCCCCGUUCCACAUUGAUCGACUCUUCUUCAGCUUUGUGGAGGAGUGGACUGAAUCCCUGGCUGCGGUGUUCAACCUCAUCCACGUGGUGUCAGGUGUCUUCUUCUACCUGAGCUCAGCUGUCAACCCCAUUAUCUAUAACCUACUGUCUUGCCGCUUCCAGGCAGCAUUCCAGAAUGUGAUCUCUUCUUUCCACAAACAUUGGCACCCCCAGCAUGACCCACAGGUGCCACCUGCCCAGCAGAACAUCUUCCUGACAGAAUGCCACCUUAUGGAGCUGCCUGAAGAUAUGGGUCCCCAGUUCCCAUGUCAGUCAUCUGUACAUGACUCUCACCUUGCGACAGCCCUCUCUAGUGAACAGGUGUCAUGAAGAAACUAUCAAAGGUGUCACUUUCACAAAACCUGAAUUCUUUCACAGCUGACUCUCUUCUAUGUCUCAGAACUUCAGAGAGGAACAUCCCAUAAUAUAUGCCUUCUUAUAUGAUAUUAGGGAGAUAGAAUGGCUCUUACAACUCAAGUACCCAUUGCUAUAUUUUUAAUAAAUGUGAAAACUGAGAGUUAGAUCUGGGUUCAAAACCCAGAACUGCCUGGUUUUUAGUUAUCUUUUCACUAUUCUGCCUCAUGCCCCUUCACUAGUUCAUACCAAGAACAUGACUGACAAAGCAUAGCACCUAUACCUUGAUUAAUUUCCACUAUUGGGAAUGGUUUGUCCUGAGCCAUCUACAUUCCAAGUCAGGCUGUCACUCCUACUACCAAUGACCACUGUGAGCCACAGAAGGAAGAUAUGUACAUGCUGUUCUACUUUAUAUGAUGCGAGAAGCCCACAUCAGUGUCCUUCCACAGCAGUCUACAGGUGUACCUUGUUUUAUUGUCCUUAAUUUUAUUGUGAUUCCCAAAUAUUGCACUUUUAAAAAAUUGAAAGUUUGUGGCAAUGCUGUGUAGAGCAAAUCUGCUGGCAUCUUUUUUCCCAAAAGCAUGUGGUCACUUCAUGUCUCUGCAUAAAUUUUCAUGAUUCUCACAAUAAAAUUGAUAAUUAUUAUAUGUGCUUAUGGUGA